This is a messenger RNA of Penicillium soppii, 852 nucleotides long. RefSeq names its product oxidase ustYa family protein. The coding region runs from base 1 to 852 and encodes 283 amino acids. The record is from RefSeq and is a predicted model, not a curated record. NCBI's taxonomy places the organism in Eukaryota, Fungi, Ascomycota, Eurotiomycetes, Eurotiales, Aspergillaceae. Gene Ontology annotation, biological process: mycotoxin biosynthetic process. The transcript is spliced from 5 exons.
AUGUUUUGUCACAAAACUUCUCAUUAUGAAGACAGUGUGCGUGAGUCUGGAGAGCGUCUUCUAGCAGAGGAAGAAGGAGCUCUAUGGAGUAAGAAUGAAGAGUCCUCGACAUCAACUUGCAAAAGAGUUGCAGAUGCCCUAUUUCAAAUGAUUGCCCUAGUGCUGAUGUUUCUGGUCGGGACUCUGCUUGGCUUUCACUGGCGUGGAGACUUGGACGGUAUUUGCAGUGAACAUAUUUCCCAAUACUCCACUGUAACGAGGGAAAUUGGAUUAGGAUAUACUUUGCAAAAGUUCAACGGUUCGCUCCUGAAAGAGAAUGUCUUCCGACAAGACGCCGGCCCCGAAGUUGACGCAGCGUGGGAGUCUUUAGGGGUUAAUUACAGGGGUGUUAGAGUGCCGCCGGAGGAUGCACAAAAGUCCGGACUUGCUUCCGAUCAAGUAAAAAUCAACGAGAAGUAUGGAGGAGGGUACCCGGCGAAUGUGGAGGGCUUGCACCAUCUUCACUGUUUGAAUCUCCUUCGUCAAUCACUCUACUACAACUAUGAUCACUACCACGCAAUGGGCGAAGGACCUUUCAUCAAUAACGACUAUAUAGUCCGUCGACAUGUCUCCCAUUGCCUCGAUAUUCUUCGCCAAGAGCUUAUGUGCACAGUCGACACCGGAGUUCUCGGUCAAAUCUGGAUUUAUCCUGAGAGCCCUGAGCCGUAUGUCGACUUCAACACACAACACCGCUGUAAGAACUUCGAUGCUGUUCGUCAGUGGGCAGAGGAAAAUCAACUACCCGAGGACCCUCCCUCUGAUUUUUUGGAGCCACCGGCAGAAGGAGACCGGAUCUAUAACGAGAUGCCAUGA